Molecule: messenger RNA, 1738 nt
Organism: Telopea speciosissima
Lineage: Eukaryota; Viridiplantae; Streptophyta; Magnoliopsida; Proteales; Proteaceae
Product: inorganic phosphate transporter 1-4-like
Exons: 1
Coding region: 115-1731 (538 amino acids)
Biological process (GO): phosphate ion transport; transmembrane transport
Cellular component (GO): membrane
Molecular function (GO): phosphate transmembrane transporter activity
Source: RefSeq, a predicted model, not a curated record
ACUGUAUGUUCUCAGAACAAUUGUUGCAAGAAGAAUCAUUCGAUUAAUAAGUGUUUCAACUAACAAGGAGGAAUAGCAAGCAGCAGAGGUAUCCAAUCAAACUCAGCAGGAGCCAUGGCUAGGGAACAGUUACAAGUGCUUAACGCACUUGAUGUUGCGAAGACUCAACUGUACCAUUUCACCGCAAUUGUGAUUGCGGGAAUGGGGUUCUUCACAGAUGCGUACGACUUGUUCUGCAUCUCAUUUGUCACGAAACUGCUCGGUCGUAUCUAUUACACUCAUGCAGGAGCAUCAAAGCCAGGCACGUUGCCCCCCAAUGUCGCUGACGCCGUAAACGGUGUUGCUCUGUGCGGCACACUUGCUGGGCAGCUCUUCUUCGGUUGGUUGGGUGACAAGAUGGGGCGUAAGCGUGUAUAUGGUCUGACCCUUAUGCUCAUGGUUGCCUGCUCCGUCGCGUCGGGACUCUCUUUCGGGCAUAGCGCAAAGGGCGUCAUGGCGACACUCUGUUUCUUUCGAUUUUGGUUGGGAUUCGGCAUCGGUGGUGAUUACCCACUCUCUGCAACCAUCAUGUCGGAAUACGCCAACAAAAAGACCCGUGGCGCUUUCAUUGCUGCUGUUUUCGCCAUGCAAGGUUUUGGGAUUUUAACGGGUGGGGUCGUCGCCCUCAUCCUCUCCUCCGCAUUUAAGAGCGCGUUUCCCUCCGCUGCUUACAAAGACGAUCCAACCGGAUCCACCGUGGCCCAGGCUGACUACGUGUGGCGUUUGAUUCUGAUGUUCGGAGGGGUACCCGCUGCGCUUACUUACUAUUGGCGUAUGAAGAUGCCCGAGACCGCUCGUUACACGGCCCUCGUCGCCAAGAAUGCGAAACAGGCAGCCGCAGAUAUGGGGAAGGUUCUGGCGAUGGAAAUGGAAUCGGAGCAAGAGAAGGUAGAAAGGCUGACAAUGGAGCCCUCCAACUCAUUUGGGCUGUUCUCUCGGGAAUUCGCUCGUCGACACGGGCUUCACCUGCUGGGAACCACCACCACAUGGUUCUUAUUGGAUAUUGCGUUUUACAGUCAGAAUCUGUUCCAGAAGGAUAUCUUCUCAGCAAUUGGGUGGAUCCCUGCAGCAGAGACGAUGAAUGCGCUAGAGGAAGUAUUCAAGAUCGCGAGGGCUCAGACACUGAUAGCAUUGUGCAGUACUGUUCCUGGGUAUUGGUUCACGGUGGCGUUAAUCGACUACUUGGGGAGGUUUGCGAUUCAAUUGAUGGGGUUCAUAAUGAUGACGGUGUUCAUGUUCGCGUUGGCCAUUCCAUACCACCACUGGACGUUAAAGGGUAACCAUAUUGGGUUCGUGGUGUUGUACUCCUUCACCUUCUUCUUCGCAAACUUCGGGCCCAAUGCGACGACAUUCGUUGUACCGGCGGAGAUAUUCCCUGCUAGGCUGAGAUCGACGUGCCAUGGAAUAUCGGCGGCGGCAGGGAAGGCAGGGGCCAUCGUGGGGGCGUUUGGAUUCCUUUACGCACAGCAGAACCAGGACAAGACCAAGACGGACGCAGGGUACCCGCCUGGUAUUGGAGUGAAGAACACGCUGAUCGUGCUUGGUGUGAUCAACUUCUUAGGGGUGCUCUGCACGCUGCUGGUGCCGGAGUCCAAGGGCAGGUCACUCGAGGAAAUCACCGGUGAGAACGAGAAUGAAGAUUCAGCAACAGUAGCAGGGACGAGUUAUGAGAACAGGACAGUUCCUGUUUAAUUAAUUA